AUGGCUCAACCUCCUGCCGGUCUUGCUCUCGAUGGUGGCGACCCUCGAUUGAGUAGUGGCCCAACUGCGAAGAUGAUUCACGAUCCAAAUGUCACAUUUGAGGAAUAUGUGUACUAUGCGAAGAUCGAACGGGCUCGCGAGAAACAACACCCAGACGUACUCGAUCUAGUCACGUCUUUGAAAUCCGUCUUGGGAAAGAAGAAGGUCGUUGUAGACAUAGAUGCACCGUCUUCUGUGCAAGCAACUCAAGCUACGAAGGAUGAGAAAGGGAUCCCUAGAGAUCAGCCACCAGCGGUAGCUGAAGAGGAAUGGUACCAAGCUUCGAGGGCUUUGCGAACGGCGACAUGGGGGGCUGUAUUUUAUCUCAUUACGACAGACGUCCUUGGGCCAUAUUCUGUGCCUUGGGCUCUUUCCCAGAUGGGGUAUGGACCAGGCGUGACUUUGUAUACCAUCUUUGGACUCUUGGCUGGAUACACCGGGUGGCAAAUCUGGCAGAUGUUUCUCCGUCUCGACUCGUCAAUCUACCCUUUGAAAUCUUUCGGAGACAUCGCGUUUCGUGUUUACGGUUCCUGGGCUCGACACUCAGUCAACAUUCUUCAAUCCCUCCAGCUUAUCUUCAACGUCGGCGUCAUCGUGAUUCAAAAUGGCCAAGGUCUAUACCAAAUCAAUAGCAACAUCUGCUAUGUUGCUUGUUGCAUAAUCUGGGUGUGUUCCGGCAUGAUGCUUGGCCAAAUCCGAACGCUGCAGAAAUUUGGCUGGGUUGCAAAUCUAGCCAUAUGGAUUAAUAUUGUGGUUAUGAUAUUGACAAUGGUUAUAGUGAGCCACAGCCCACCGAAUUACACCGCAUCUGAAGCAUCAAAUGGACGUGGCCGAGAUUUUGGACCGAUCUCUACAUAUGCUAGCGCGCCACCUUAUAGCGAAGGGUUUCAAACUGGUAUCUCCGGUCUGAUGCAAGCAGUCUAUUCAUACGGCGGCGCACUCAUCUUCUGCGAAUUUAUGAGCGAAAUGCGAAAGCCUGGUGACUUCUGGAAGGCUUUGCUCAUCGCUGAUUCCUUCAUUUACGUCACAUAUCUCUUCUUCGGACUCUACGUCUACAGCUUCCACGGCGAAUUCGUCGUCAAUCCAGCAUUCCAAGGGAUCUCGCCUCAGAGUGCCUUGAAGGCCGGAAAUACGUUGGGACUGAUCUCUGCGUUGAUCGCUGGAGCUCUGUACGGCAACAUCGGCGUAAAAGUAAUCUAUACCAACAUCCUCAGGGAAUUCUUCAACGCGCCCCCACUGGACGAGAAGUUGGGGAAGUUCUUGUGGGUGGGACUGGUCCCGCUCUAUUGGGCCGUGGCUUUCGUUCUUGCAGCUGCUAUUCCGAAUUUCCCAUACCUCUUGGGUCUUGUGGCGGCAGUUUGUAUUCUGCAGUUCACGUAUACUAUUCCGCCGCUGAUGAUGCUGGGAUGUGAUAUACAGUACCAUUCUAUCAGAGAGGCACAAGGUGAAGGGUUUGAUCCGGCAACAGGACAGACGAAGAGACUGGAUGAUGGAUGGAAGAGAUGGCUCAGAGGCGCGAAGACGUAUUGGUAUGUUAAUGUGUGGAAUUUGCUGUUCUUCUUUGGGGCGCUCGUUACAGCGGCACUAGGGAUGUAUAGUAGUAUUCAAGGACUGAAGAUGGCAUUCGCGACUGGCAGGAGUACGAGUUUCAGCUGUAAAGGUCCUUUAGGGUCGGGGUAA
This is a messenger RNA of Lindgomyces ingoldianus, 1719 nucleotides long. RefSeq names its product amino acid transporter. Gene Ontology annotation, cellular component: vacuolar membrane. The transcript has 4 exons. Lineage: Eukaryota; Fungi; Ascomycota; Dothideomycetes; Pleosporales; Lindgomycetaceae. Gene Ontology annotation, molecular function: amino acid transmembrane transporter activity. The coding region runs from base 1 to 1719 and encodes 572 amino acids. The record is from RefSeq and is a predicted model, not a curated record. Gene Ontology annotation, biological process: amino acid transmembrane transport.